Camelus dromedarius (Arabian camel) is the source of this 2381-nucleotide messenger RNA. RefSeq names its product zinc finger protein 773. Lineage: Eukaryota; Metazoa; Chordata; Mammalia; Artiodactyla; Camelidae. Gene Ontology annotation, cellular component: PcG protein complex; transcription regulator complex; chromatin. The transcript has 4 exons. The coding region runs from base 102 to 1502 and encodes 466 amino acids. Gene Ontology annotation, biological process: regulation of transcription by RNA polymerase II. The record is from RefSeq and is a predicted model, not a curated record. Gene Ontology annotation, molecular function: DNA-binding transcription factor activity, RNA polymerase II-specific; RNA polymerase II cis-regulatory region sequence-specific DNA binding.
UCAGCGGCGCCCGGGGGUCUCGCGAUUCUGGGUCGGGGACUGGGAUUGCUGGGGCCCGACCGGGACCUCCGCUCCCGGUGCCGCUCCUCCCACGGGCUCCGAUGGCGGCGGCCGCGCUGAGGGACCCGCCUCAGGGCCGAGUGACGUUUGAGGACGUGGCCGUCUACUUCUCCUGGGACGAGUGGGGGCUCCUGGAUGAGACCCAGAGACUCCUGUACCGCAGUGUGAUGCUGGAGAACUUCGCACUGAUGGCCUCUCUGGGAUUCACAUCUUCUAGGACCUGUGAAAUUACUGAGUUGGAGCGGUGGGAAGAGCCCUUUCUGCCUCCCCCUGGAGUCAGGGCUGCAGCCGUGCCAAGAGGUUGUGGGCGUGGAGCUAACAUGGAGGAGCCACCUUCUGAGCAGAGUGCUGAUGGAGAAGGAGUGCUCAGAGCAAAGCUUCCCCAACAGCAGAAGCUGAAUUCUGGAGAGAAACCCUUAAGAAGAGAAGAGGAUGAGGAGGGUGGGAAGGACUCCCCAGCUGGCGCUGGUCUUCACAAGCAUCAGGUGGCUCAUGGUGGAGGGGCGCCGCACACAAGCACCAAAAGUGUGGAGGGCCCUCCCCCUGGAAAAAGGCAUUACAGGUGCAGCGAAUGUGGGAAAGCCUUCGGUCAGAAAUACUUACUUGUUCAGCACCAGAGACUACACACUGGAGAAAAGCCUUACGAGUGCAGCGAAUGUGGGAAGUUAUUUAGCCAUAAAUCCAACCUUUUUAUCCACCAAAUAGUUCACACCGGCGAGAGGCCUUACGGGUGCAGUGAAUGUGGAAAAUCCUUCAGCCGCAACGCGGACCUCAUUCAACACCGGAGAGUUCACACUGGAGAGAAGCCUUUUACAUGCAGUGAGUGUGGAAAAGCCUUCAGGCACAACUCCACUCUCGUUCAGCAUCACAGAAUCCACACUGGAGUAAGGCCUUACGAGUGCAACGAAUGUGGGAAAUUCUUUAGCUUUAACUCCAGCCUCAUGAAACAUCAGAGAGUUCACACUGGAGAAAGACCUUAUAAGUGCAGUGAAUGUGGGAAAUUCUACAGCCACAAGUCAAGCCUUAUUAAUCACUGGCGUGUUCACACCGGAGAAAGGCCUUAUGAGUGCGGUGAAUGUGGGAAAUUUUUUAGCCAGAGCUCUAGCCUCAUGCAACAUCGAAAAGUUCACACUGGAGAAAAGCCUUUUAAGUGCAAUGAAUGUGGAAGGUUCUUCAGUGAGAAUUCUAGCCUCGUUAAACACCAGAGGGUUCACACUGGAGCAAGACCUUACGAGUGCAGGGAAUGUGGCAAGUUUUUUCGUCACAGCUCCAGCCUUGUGAAACAUCGGAGGAUUCACACUGGAGAAAUGCCUUAUGAGUGCAGUAACUGUGGGAAAUCAUUUAGCCAGCGUUUCAACCUCAUUCAACACCAGAAAGUUCACAGUGCAGAAGUCCUGAAUGCAGCCAAGGUGGAGAAGCCUUUAACCAAAGGUCUGCUCUGAUUCAGCAACAGAAACCUCACAACCCAAACAGGCCUUACAAAUACAGGGGACGUGAAGAAAGGUUUCAGCCAAUGGCUUAAGCCCAUUUGGCACCAGAAAGUUUGGACUGGAGAAAGGCCUUAAGCGUGCACGGUAUGUGCUAUCUCCUUGUCAACCUAAUUUAAACACAGACGCUCUCAGAGUAGCCUUUAUGAUUGUGCCAACAACUGAGUAUCAUUCAUCCAAACAUGGACACUGGGGCGGGAUGAGAACUGGUGACAUACUCCCUUCCUGAGAGACUAGCCCUCUGCCUGGGAGCUUCCUGUGUCCUUGGCUGUAUCAGUCUGGGCUGGGGUUUUCAUCUCUGAGUUUGGAGUGGGGGCAGAAGGAGUGGUCUUGGUUCAGAUGUGACUGGCUCUUGCUGUACUUCCAUACUACUAGAUUUUCUUAACAUUUAUUUAAUGUUUCUUCACUUGCUGUAUAUCCUUAGGGUCAUUUCCAGGGGCUUUAAAUGGUGUUUUUUUUAAAAAAAUAGUUUUCACCAGUUUCACUGGGAAGCGGACCUGCAAAACUCACACUGUCAUGCUGGAAGUUGAUCCAAGUAUUUAAAUUUUAAAGAACUUGCCACCUUGUGUUCUAAAUAGUUAUGCCAUGUCACAUUCUUCCUGGAGUGUACUAGAUUUCCAGGUUCCUCACAUCCUUGUUGACCUUUGUAUGUAAGACACUGGCCAUUCAUUUCAGCCAUUCUAGUAGCUGUGAAGUAGUAUUUCAUUGUGGUUUUAAUUUGCAUUUCCUGAAUGACUUCUCCCUGUGUAUUUGCCAUCCAUAUAUCUUCUUUAGUGAAUUAACUGCUCAAAGUUUUUUGCCUAUUAUUAAAAGAACUGUCUUGCAAUUUCUUAA